GCACCAGCACCACCACAGCCACCUCAGUCGCCGCCUCUACCACCACGACAACCGCCCUCCCACUACAACCACCACCACCACUAGCAAAUGGUUUUUUUGUUCAUAGGUAGGUCUUCAUUAAGAGACCGACUUGGAUUCUAAAUACCACUACAACCGCCGCCACCACGAUCAGUAAAGGAUGUUGUGAUUUUCAUUCCGCUACGGACUAUGAGGAAAGUUAUUGGAAGUGUGGCACGGCAUUAAGUACAGUGAGAACUUACCGGCCGGCAAAAUAACAACAACAACAACAAGAUCAAGAAAGAAUAAGGACAAUAAGUGUAAUGAUAAUUAUAACAAUAUCGUCAGUAAACAGUUUACACUGGAAAUCGAAGCUUCUGCAACACUCAAGGCGGCACAAUGGUAAGAAGUAUAUUUUCAAUAUAGGAUUAAAAUUUCAUUUCUAAAAGCAGCGCCAGCCUCAAACAGAAACAUUAAUAAAUCACUUCAAUUUGAAGCGGAGUAUAUCACUUCUGAAGAACUCAAGCAGAAUGCUUCCCGAAAAUUUUAAUAUAUCAAACAAUUAUACAACAGAGAAAAUCUGGAAUGAAUUUGUAAAUCCUUUUGAUCAGCUACGCGUGAAGAUAAUUUUCUGCACUUUGUAUUCAAUUAUAUUUGCGUCUUGCUUUUUCGGUAACUUGCUGGUCCUUUAUAUUAUCAUUAGAAAUGCUCGCUUGCGAACACGAACCAAUUUUUUCUUAGCAAACCUUGCUGUUGCGGAUUUCUGUGUCGGUGUAUUUUGUGUCUUUCCAAAUUUAUCAAUGUAUAUUUCGCCAAUCUGGCAUUUUGGAAGGGUGAUGUGCAAAAUCUAUUACUUCGCCCAUUAUAUGAGUCUCACCGUACCCGUUUUACUGUUGACCGUUAUUUCAAUGGAACGUUACGUGGCCAUCUUGCAUCCUCUGAAAGCCAAGCAGCUGUUCACCUUUAGACGAUUUCGUAUUGUUCAAAUACUAAUUUGGUUGUUGAUGGUGGCUUACAACUCUCCUCAGCUGAUUGAUUAUGACACCUUCACAAUAGGUAGCUACACGUAUUGCUACAUGAGAUCAGAAAAAAUUCAAACCAACGUGUAUGUAUUAGCUAAUCUGAUUAUUUGGUAUAUCAUUCCGCUGGUAGUGCUAACAUUUAUGUAUAUAAAAAUAGCAGCAGCACUUUGGCGUAGCAGCAACAGCAGCCUGAACGUAGCAUUGAACACAAAAUCGGGUAGCAGUAUUAAAUACAACACGAAUAUUAGCACGAGUGAGCCGGGCAAUAUGAUACACUACACUUCUACAACAACUACGUUGGUGCUGAAGGAGAAUUCGAUAAAAGAAAUGGACGCAGAAGUGAUACAGUUACAUCGUAACGUAAAGGAUAUGAUGAAACAUCACAGCUUUUGUCAAAGCAGUUUACCUAUGUCAGAAGCUCAGACGGAGCAAGAAUCCAUAUCUGAUUAUGAAUCACAAAUCGAAAAUGAAAGAAAUAUAAUUUACACCAAAACACCACAAAGUUUCACUGAAAGAGCGAAACAAAGCAAGACGACUGUUCACAAAAAUAGAGACCAUAGUCAACAUUUUUCAUUUAAGAAAUCAUCUUCUACGAAUUCUAACACAAGUCAGUGUGAUUCUCCGUAUUCAGAAAGAGACGUUCAAAUCCACUAUCCAAGAAUCAGUACACACAAAGUUAUUGAAGCUCGUAAAAAAGUCAUCAUACUUUUAAUUAUGAUCAUUUGUUCAUUUGCAGUUCUGGCUUUACCUUAUCAUAUUCGAUCCUGUCUCUACUUGUGGAUUGACACGACUUCCCUGGGCAGUCUUCUUUCUCCAAUUUGUUACUUGCUGUACUACGCUAACAGCGGCUUAAACCCGCUCCUUUACGCUUUGCUUUCCGAAAACUUCCGAAGGAGUUUCAGAGACUCUUUUAGUUGUAGAAGAAAAAGAUAAAUAUUUCUCUCAUUCCCUUUCCUAUUGUACCUAUUACUUCAAUUAAUUUAUGCCAAAUUUUAAAAAACGCUAACAUGAACAACUAAAAAUGUAUCAUUUCUAUAUCUGAAAAUUAUAACUUACACGAGUGCAUAUAUGUAUGUGUGUGAUGUAUAUUGAAAUUUUGAGAUUUAUUUUGUCUGAUCUAAGUGAAUAUACUAUUUUCAAAAUCUCUUUAUAAAAUAUUUAACUUCAUAUUUUCAUCCAUCUGUUCGAUUUUCGUUUGCACAUCGAGUAAUACAUUAGAUCUACUGUGUCUCCGCGUCUGCUUUUAUUACUUGCAAAUUCCCUUUUUUUUUUCAACUUCGAAACAGACCAUUGUUUACCUACUCUGUCUAGAAUCUCGACAUUUUCUUUUUGUUCUUUGCAUUUAUUCAUUUUUGAUGCGGAAUCAAAUUUAUAAGGGGAGAAGGAGAGUGUUUCCUGUAAUAAGUGUUGUGGUCGAAGUCUUUUCUGGUAAACAACAUUUGGAUAGGGUUAAAAGGAAAUAGUGUGUACCACAAAGAAUUGUGACUAAAGAUAUUUUGUAGGAACACUUAAUUAUCGAUUUCACAUUUUAAUGUGGUAUUGGGGCUGUUAAACAU
Octopus sinensis (East Asian common octopus) is the source of this 2575-nucleotide messenger RNA. RefSeq names its product trissin receptor-like. The record is from RefSeq and is a predicted model, not a curated record. Gene Ontology annotation, molecular function: G protein-coupled receptor activity. Gene Ontology annotation, biological process: G protein-coupled receptor signaling pathway. Gene Ontology annotation, cellular component: plasma membrane. Lineage: Eukaryota; Metazoa; Mollusca; Cephalopoda; Octopoda; Octopodidae. The coding region runs from base 528 to 1952 and encodes 474 amino acids. The transcript has 4 exons.